Mauremys reevesii (Reeves's turtle) is the source of this 2239-nucleotide messenger RNA. Its product is annotated as alpha-1-antitrypsin-like. Gene Ontology annotation, molecular function: serine-type endopeptidase inhibitor activity. Bases 158 to 1420 code for a protein of 420 amino acids. Lineage: Eukaryota; Metazoa; Chordata; Testudines; Geoemydidae. The record is from RefSeq and is a predicted model, not a curated record. The transcript is spliced from 5 exons. Gene Ontology annotation, biological process: negative regulation of endopeptidase activity.
CUGAAACUGAGUUCUGAGUCAGAGCCCUUAGCUGAUGUCAUCAGCAUUUACUAGAGGGUGCCUUGCUGUAUGUUCAGCAGCAUAAACAACAGAGCAAGGAGCAGUGCGGACCUGAACAACACAAGAAGAUUCUGUUGAUUGCACUAAUCUUAGAAAAAUGAAGUCAAUCUUUUACCUGUGUUUUUUGAUUGCUGGGAUUCAUGGUGAUACUCCUUGCCAACAGAAUUCUAGCUACAACAACAGUCCUGAAAAUUACCACGCUGGAAACAGAAUCCAAGUAGGUCCAGCAAACGAAAAUAUGCUGGGUCAUAAAGUAGGGAGAAGCAUUUGUCAGUUUGCAUUUCAUUUUUAUAAGGAGGCUUCUUCUCAGAGAAACAACAAGAAUGUGAUCUUUUCUCCCAUAAGCAUAUCCACUGCCUUAGCAAUGCUGUCCCUGGGUGCUAAAUCAACGACACUGCAAGAGAUUUUUAGAGUGCUCCACUUUAAACCAAAUGAGAUCCAGCAAAGAGAGAUACAUGAAGGUUUCCGUCAGCUCAUGCAGUCACUAAAUCGCCAGAAUGCUAACUUCCAGCUGGAUAUGGGGAAUGUGCUGUUUGUGAAAGACCAGCUGAAACUGCAACAGCAAUUUUUAAAUGAUAUAAAACACUUUUACAGUGGAGAAGCUUUCCCUGAAAACUUCAAGAAUGUCAGACCAGCUCAGCAGAAGAUCAACAAUUACAUAGAGAAAAAAACACAUGGGAAAAUUAAUAACCUACUCAAUAAUCUGGAUCCAGCUACUGAAAUUCUUCUUCUUAGUUAUAUUUACCUUAAGGCCACGUGGAAUAAAACUUUCAAUCCAAAGUACACUAAAGAGGAUGACUUCUUUGUGGAUGAAAACACAGUUGUUAAAGUCCCUAUGAUGUUCCGGAUGGGCAUGUGCAAACACGCCUAUGAUGCCCAGCUGUCUAGCACCGUGGUGCAAAUGGAUUAUAAGGAAGAAAGCAUUAAAGCAUAUUUUAUUCUGCCUGAUGAAGGACAAAUGAGGAAGUUGGAGAAUGGCUUGUCAUGUGAAAGUCUGACUAAAUGGAGAAAAUUACUUUCAGAAAGUUCAACCAAUUUAUAUCUGCCAAGAUUCUCUGUUCAUGGAAGAUUUGACUUAAAACAAAUUCUUUAUAGACUGGGCAUCAGAAAUGUAUUCACUAAUGAAGCUGACCUGUCUGGAAUUACUGGGCAGCCCAGGUACAAGAUUUCAGAGGCUAUCCAUCAGGCCAUUUUGAAUGUGGAUGAGAAUGGCACUGAAGCUUCAGCAGUCUCUACUAUGGAAAUAGUGCCAAUGUCUAAGCCUGUUUCCAUUAUAUUCAAUAGACCCUUCCUGGUGACAAUACUUGACGGUGGUAACAUACUCUUUACUGGCAAAAUCUUUAACCCUGUGGAACAAUAAUUACUAAAGUUCUGUGUGCAUUAACUAUGAGUAAUUUACUGCCACUGUUAAAUAAAGAAACAUUUUGAUCUAAUCAGAGUAGAGAUGGCUUUAGAGGCCACCUUUUCCCUUGUAGUGUUGUAUAUUUUGCUUCACAACUGAGACCUUUAAUAGAUUUUAAAUCACCAUCACUACAGAUUGGUUUGAGUUUGCAUUUAAAAACAAAGAAAAGAAAAGACAUUCGAGUUCAGGCAGAACUGUUAGCAGAGGUGAAAAGAGAAAAUCUUUUGUAAUGCUGAAAGCAGCAAAACAUUUUCUGGAAAGUGAGGAUCAGAAAAGAUGUCGAGACCCCUCCUGUCCACCUCCUCACCGUGUACAUUACAUUUGUUUUGCAUGCUCACUGACUGCCGAAUUAGUCCAUUACACUUCUUUACCACUUACAUCCGUUUUCUUACCAACCUGAGGGUUCAGUCUAGCAGAUACCUAUUAAUAAAUGUAGUACUUACUACCCUGAGUGGCCCCAUUGCUGUCAAUGAGUCUGAUAAAUCAUUGCCCUGUGGCCCCUUUGUGCAACCCAGGCGGGUGAAAAGGAGUCAUAGAGAAGGUGUAAGGUCUCCCUGGUGAAGAACACUGACACCUCUGUAUUGACCAUUUUAGGGCAGGACAGAGGCAUGGCAGGAUUGGGCCAGAGGAAGGAAGUGGCAGAUCAGGAAUGGGAGGAGGUGUGACCAGAGUAGAACUGUAUCAGAGGGGUAGCUGUGUUAGUCUGGAUCUGUAAAAGCAGCAAAGAAUCCUGUGGCACCUUAUAGACUAACAGACGUUUUGCAGCAUAAGCUUUCG